Cucumis melo (muskmelon) is the source of this 2201-nucleotide messenger RNA. RefSeq lists its product as uncharacterized. The record is from RefSeq and is a predicted model, not a curated record. Lineage: Eukaryota; Viridiplantae; Streptophyta; Magnoliopsida; Cucurbitales; Cucurbitaceae. Bases 555 to 2138 code for a protein of 527 amino acids. The transcript has 9 exons.
UUGUCUCAAUCAAUUUAUCUUCAACAUAUAAUUUCUCUGUUAUGUGUUUUGUAUUCAUGUACUUCACGUUCCUCACCGCCCACCUCUCAUAUUUAUGAAUUCAACAUUCUUAUUUCUCACCCAAAAACUAAAAUAAAUCAUCAACUUCCCAAUCUCUAUACAUUUAAUACCAACGUAACCCUUCAUUUCCAUUCAAAUUUUCUUACUUUUAAUAAAUCUUAAAUGAAUAUCUAAAAAUGAUAUUAAAAAAUGAAAAAGAAAUAAAACAUAUUCUUCCACCGCAGCAGACCCAUCUCUAAUCAAAUCCUAAUAUACAUCUUCUCACUUUCCUUUUCACAAACUUGCCUUCUAGACCUCAAAUCUUUUUGGUCAACUCUUUACCAAUUUUCAUUUUUUGACCUUCCCAUGUCAUCUUUAAUGGCACCCCACCACUUUCCUUCUCUCUCUCUCUCUCUCUCUCUCUUCUCGUUCAUUUUAAAUAAAAACCCUUUUUAGGAUUUUCUUCAGUUUUCACUUUAUAUGGUUCUAUAUGUUUUUGUCAACCCCCAAAAAUAAUGAAAUUUGAAGACUUUCUAAUGGAGCCAACACCAGAUGAGCAUCAGCAGCAUAAACUUGAUCUUGAGAGUCAAGUUAUGAAGUUGCAAGCAGAAUUGCAUGGUGAACAGGCCCUCAACAAAGCUCUUCAUUGGGCUCUUCAUGGUCCUCUCUUGUCUCAUCCUCAUGUUGCUUCUACUUUACCCCCUCAGGUGCAGUUAGUUAUGGAAGAAUUGGGAGCAGUGGAAAGAGAGAUUGAUAGAUUAGAAAAAAAGGUUGAAGAGUUGAAAUUCAACUUAUACAAAGAGAAAGAACAGAAUAAGGAAUGGGAAAUUCAGCAGCGCCUCAGAAGUCUUUGCCAACAGAACUUGCUCUUAAAUGGGCCUGAAAUUAAUAGCAACUCACUGAUUAAUGGCCAAAGAUCAAGAUCUCAGCAUUAUGAUGAACUUAGAAAAGAUAUAAUGCUUAGUGAAAGGAGAUUCUCUUCAAGUGCUGCUUCUGAUAUCCAAAUUACCAUGUCUUCUACUGGUGCUAGGAAGAACAUGACGAGAAGUCGAAACCAAAGUCAAUUCGAGAAAGGGACUUGUAUUGAAACACCAAAUGAGAUUUCAGAACAGUUAAUCAAGUGUCUCAUAAGCAUUUAUCUGGAUCUUAAUCAACCAUCAAACAACAGCCAAACUUCACCAAAUAUACCAAAACAUGGCCUUUCAUGUAUCAACUCAAAGCGCUGCAUUGCAAAGACAAGCUUUAGUUGCAAAGCGCCUCAACUCACCUUGUCUUUUGAUUAUAGCUCAUCCAAUCCCAAUCCUUAUAGCAUAUUGCUCGACUCAGAAGGAACUGUCAAGGAUAUUGGCCCUUACAAGAAUUUCAUUCAUAUAACACGAACAUCUUUCGACAUCCGUCGAUUGCCCGAGUGCUCGGCGUCAAUCAGAAAAUUAAGGGUUUUGAUUCAUAAGCUGAGGAGUGUGGACUUGACCUUUUUGACAUACAAACAGAAGUUAGCAUUUUGGAUAAACAUAUAUAACUCCUCUAUAAUGCAUGCAUUUCUCGAACAUGGGCAGCCAUCGACAAUAGAAAAACUCGGGGCUUUGAUGAAUAAGGCUGCUCUCAAUGUUGGUGGAAUAGUUCUCAAUGCUCUGGCUAUUGAACAUUUCAUUCUUCGUCAUCCAAGCGAAGCGGAAACGAAAUAUCCUUUGGAUGAGAAAGAAAUGCUGCUUCGACAUGCUUACGGCUUAGGAUAUCCAGAACCAAAUGUGACAUUUGCAUUGUGUCGAGGCAGUUGGUCAUCUCCUGCAUUAAGGGUGUACACUGCAGAGGAAGUGGUGAAUGAGUUGGGGUUGGCAAAAGUGGAGUAUUUGGAAGCAUCGGUAGGGAUGACAAGCAAGAAGAAGAUAAUGGUGCCCAAGCUUCUUCAAUGGCACAUGAAAGACUUCGCAGACGAUAUGGAAUCACUGUUGGAAUGGAUUUAUAGCCAACUUCCUCGUUCUGCAACCUUGAAGAGGUCUAUAAUGGAGUGUUUGAAUGGUGAAACUAAAUCUUCUGUUCAUAAAAUGGUGGAAAUCCAACCUUAUGAUUCCGAGUUUCGAUACUUACUGCCCAUGUAGCCUAAAUUUGUAUGCAAAUGCAAUUUUUCUCUUUAUUCAACCUGUCUGGUUAGGAAAGUCUUA